UAUUUUUUUUAUGUGAGUACUAAUAUUAAGAAGAAAAUAUCUAAAUUAUUAUCAGUAAAAUAAUACACAAAUAUAUAUUUAUAUAUUAAAUUUUUUUUAUUUUCUUUUUUUUUUUUAUAUUUUUUUUUUUUUAAUUUUUUUUAAUUAUUUUUCAUUUUUCAUUUUUUUUUUUUUUUUUUUUUAUUAAAUUAAAAAUAAACUUUUUUAUUACUUUUUUUUUGUUUUUUGUUUUUUGUUUUCUGUUUUUAUUUAUUUUUGUAAAUAAUGGUACAAUCACCAAAUCAACAACAACAACCACAAACAAUACCUCAACAAAAUGUACAAUCACCAAUACCCCAAAAUAUAAAUAGUCCAAGAGUUGCACAACCAAUACCGCAACAACAACCAAAUACAAUUACUUCACCUAUUUCAACAGGCACCAUUGUUGGGAAUGUAACGCAAUCCAUUGCACCACCAUUACCCACAUCCUCUCUAUUAUCUCUAAACUUAAUAUCAAUUGAAAAUAAAGCUAUUCAAUUACAACAAUUAAAUCGUGAUAUACAUCAAUUGGUUAAAUUAAUAACACCACCAAAUAAUAAUAGUAAUAACAACAAUAAAAACAAUACAUCAUCACAACAACCAGAUUUGGCAGAAUAUAAUAAAAAUGUACAAUUAUUAAACCAAUAUCAAAUAAAAGUUCAAAAUAUAAUCAAACAAAUUCAACAGGAUUUAAAUAACCCAAAUUUACAACUCUACUUUUUAACACCUGUUUUAAAUGAUGAGCAUCAACAAGACUCUUUAUUUUAUGACCCAUACUAUCCUCCAACUGCAGAACAACUUCAACAACAACAGCAACAACCAAAACCCAUCGAAAUAGAUUCAGAACAAGAUCCAAUGCAAGUAGAAACAGCCUCUACAGCACCUGAAACAUUAGAACAACAUAACCAAAGAAUGUUCUUAGAAAAGUUUAAAAGACAACUAUCACCAGAAACUAUUAAUAAACAACUACAAGAGUGGGACUCUGUCUUCAAAGAUCGUGAAAAGCUAAACAAAAACUCUGAUAGAGUUAAAAUAUCAAUUUUUAAAUAAACUAUAAAACUAACCAAACAAAUAUAAAAAUAAAAAUUUUAUUUAAACAAUAUUAUAUAUUUAUU
This is a messenger RNA of Dictyostelium purpureum, 1133 nucleotides long. RefSeq lists its product as uncharacterized. The record is from RefSeq and is a predicted model, not a curated record. Lineage: Eukaryota; Evosea; Eumycetozoa; Dictyosteliales; Dictyosteliaceae. The transcript has a single exon. The coding region runs from base 265 to 1068 and encodes 267 amino acids.